Messenger RNA from Macrosiphum euphorbiae (potato aphid), 357 nucleotides. NCBI's taxonomy places the organism in Eukaryota, Metazoa, Arthropoda, Insecta, Hemiptera, Aphididae. The record is from the annotation of a GenBank genome assembly.
AUGGUUGAAAUGUUUAAAAACAUGAAAGUAAUUAAUAAGUAUGAUGGAUCUGAUGUGACUAAAAUAGUAAAUUUUAUUAAUGGUUUGUUGAUUACCAUAUCGGGUUUGAUAAUGUUGUGGAAUACCUUAAACCCUGAACAAAAAAAAGGAUUUGCCCUUCAGACAGGUCGAAUCAGUCAAGACUGCUUAGAAAAUUUUUUCGGAAUAUUUCGUCAACAACAUGCUAAUAGUUAUAAUCCUACACCUAUUCAGUUAAUUUGGGCCUAUAAAAAAAUAUUUUGCCUUGAAUAUUUCAAGCAUUCUCUAAAUGCGAAUUGCAUUGAAGAUCUUGAUAGUGUUCUUUGUAAAGUAAAUUAA